CCCACCAGCCAGUCGGCCCGAGACCCCCUUAAACACUUAAAAAGAGGUGGAUCACACUGACGCUCACACACACAUAGCCUACUCAAGACUUCAUUCACUCCAGCACUACCUUCCUAAGAAGAUUAGAGUGGGGUUUUUUUGGGCGCUGAAGAGAUCAGCAAAGUCUAUAUUCUUCCAUUACUUUUUUUUUCCUCCUCUCUCCUGAUCAUGUUGAGGAUGCUAAAGCGCGUGCAGUUGCGCCCAGGCUCGUUUUUAUUACUCCUGUGGCUCUGUCAUUUCAUUCAAGAGCAAAAAGUGCAAGCUGGGAACUGCUGGCUCCAGCAAGGGAAGAACGGUCGCUGCCAGGUGCUCUACAUGCCAGGCAUGACCCGGGAGGAGUGCUGCAGAAGCGGGAGAUUGGGCACCUACUGGACCGAGGAGGAUGUCCCGAAUAGCACUUUGUUCCGCUGGACCAUCUUUAACGGAGGAGCGCCCAAUUGCAUGCCAUGCAAAGAGACGUGUGAGAACGUGGACUGCGGACCAGGGAAGAAGUGUAAGAUGAACAGAAGGAGUAAGCCACGCUGCGUCUGCGCCCCUGACUGUUCCAACAUCACCUGGAAGGGACCAGUGUGCGGCUCGGAUGGAAAAACGUACCGUGAUGAGUGCGCGCUCCUGAAAUCAAAGUGUAAAGGGCACCCCGAUCUGGAGGUGCAGUACCAGGGCAAAUGCAAAAAGACGUGCCGUGAUGUGCUUUGCCCUGGCAGUUCGACGUGCGUCGUGGACCAGACCAACAACGCCUACUGCGUCACGUGCAACCGCGUGUGUCCUGAGGUGACAUCAUCCGACCAGUACCUGUGCGGCAAUGACGGCAUCGUCUACGCCAGCGCCUGCCACUUAAGGAGAGCCACGUGCCUGCAGGGCAAAUCCAUCGGCGUGGCUUACGAGGGCAAAUGCAUCAAGGCCAAAUCUUGUGAUGAUAUCCAGUGCAGCGGAGGGAAGAAGUGUCUGUGGGAUGAGCGAUUGGGACGCGGCCGGUGCGCGGUCUGUCACGGCGAGCCGUGUCUCGAGAGUCGCGCGGACGAGGCCGUGUGCGCGAGCGACAACACCUCGUACCCGAGCGCGUGCGCCAUGAAGCAGGCUGCAUGCUCCAUGGGCGUGCUGCUGGAGGUUAAGCAUUCAGGAUCAUGCAACUCCAUUACGGAAGACCAGGAGGAGGACAACGAUGAUGAUGAUGAUGAUGUUCAUGAUGAUGAUGAUGAUGAAGAAGUAGAAGACCAGGACUACAUGGCUUUUGUCCAUUUAUCACCAAUACUGGAAGGAUAAACAGCCAUCAGCCAGGGAGGGGUGGGGGGGGGUCGGGGGUCCUGUGGCAAGGAAAACCAUGUCCACACUGUACAAAUGUGUAUGCUAAUUUAUUUUUCAACGAAAAAAAAAGGAAGUAUACAUACAGUUCAGUCUGAUAGAUGUUUAUUUAUGCAGUGUUUUCAUAAUUUAUACCUUUACGAUGUCUGACGUACUAUCUUGAUCAUGUUAUUUGUUUUCGUGUUCAGUUGGUUUUAAUUUUUUAUUAUCUUAUUCUUAUGAAGAAGAACUAUAUUUGUCCAAAGAGAAGCAGUGUUAUUUAUUGUGAACGCUAUUGAGUGUAAAGUGUGCAAGUCUUCUGCAAGUUGUAAAUUGCAUUCCCCUUUCGCUGUAUAAAAAAAAAAAAAAAAAAAAAAAGAAAGAAAAAUUCGCUUAUGGCUAUCCGUUCUACUAUCAUAGAUGUUUAUUUCCCACCUAUCUGCAUGUCAGCCUGUGUGUUUAUUUAUUGGGAAGAAAAAAGAAAACUGUCACUCUUUUAAUGUAAAUGACACAUUUCAGGUUUUUGUUUACUCUUCAAAUUGACCAAAUGGAUUUUCAUUAUAUCGUGCAAAAUUGUAAUAUUUCAUCCAUGAGCCAGUUCUCAAGAUAACAAAAAAAAAAAGAUUUGUCUUUCAUGAUUUUUUUUCUUUUUUUUCUGAUUUUACUGUUGUGUCUUAGUCUUAUAUUCGGCUACUCAGCAUUGUUACAUUUCAUUGUAAAGAAAAGAAACCGUGCCAUCAAUGCAUUUGUAAUUUUCAUGGCCAACGUUUUGCUCUGUAACACCUGCGUCUGAGUCGAUGUGAUGAUGUAGGACCGAGUAUCAACAUAUUGAACAUGAUCACUUCUUAUUGUUUUUUUUGUUUUGUUUUGUUUUUUUAAGUACAUUUUUAUUUUCUGACAUCACAAGAUAGUUAUAAAUAUAUAGUUUUGUAUUUUUUUAAUGUAAAUGUCAUAUGUAUAUACAAAGUUUGAUGGUAUUUGUACAGAUAUGAAGAGUGAAACAAUAAAAAAAUUAAUAAAAUGAAUGUGAUUUUA
Messenger RNA from Silurus meridionalis, 2355 nucleotides. RefSeq names its product follistatin a (gene fsta). The transcript has 6 exons. Gene Ontology annotation, biological process: negative regulation of activin receptor signaling pathway; regulation of BMP signaling pathway; cell differentiation. NCBI's taxonomy places the organism in Eukaryota, Metazoa, Chordata, Actinopteri, Siluriformes, Siluridae. The record is from RefSeq and is a predicted model, not a curated record. Gene Ontology annotation, molecular function: activin binding; protein binding. The coding region runs from base 208 to 1302 and encodes 364 amino acids.